This is a messenger RNA of Monosiga brevicollis MX1, 2425 nucleotides long. RefSeq lists its product as uncharacterized. Gene Ontology annotation, biological process: protein processing; positive regulation of catalytic activity. The transcript is spliced from 9 exons. Lineage: Eukaryota; Choanoflagellata; Craspedida; Salpingoecidae. Bases 1 to 735 code for a protein of 244 amino acids. The record is from RefSeq and is a predicted model, not a curated record. Gene Ontology annotation, cellular component: gamma-secretase complex; membrane; endoplasmic reticulum. Gene Ontology annotation, molecular function: protein-macromolecule adaptor activity.
AUGACGCAGAUGUCAUUGUGGGGUAACAUCUUCAUCAUCUACUCGGCCCCGUUGGCUCUCUUCUGGUUCAAUGUGCGCAAGAGCUCAAAGCUCGUCAUCAUCCUCAUCUCCAGUGCCUUCCUUUGGCUCGUGGCUGCACUUUUGACCGCCGUUGUUUGGGUUGCUGUCCCUCCCCUCAAGGAUGAUUACUGGUUUGCUUUGAUUGCCUCGGUCCUGUUACAAGAGCUUUUCCGCUAUCUGUGGUGGCGUCUCCUGCGCCGCACCGAACACGAUCUCAGCAUUCUUUCCCCCGAUGGCGAUGUCGUCAUCACGCGCGAAAAGCUAGCCAUGGUGUCUGGCCUGGGUUAUGGCCUCAUGUCCUCGACCAUGAUGACCUGCAACCUCCUCGACAUCAUGUCUGGUCCUGGAAUUUUGGCUGCACGUGGCUGCACCGACCAUAGCCACUUUACCAUCUCAUCUACAACGGCCGCCAUGAUCGGUCUGACCCAUGUCUUUUGGGGAAUCAUCGCCUUUUCUGGCUGGGAUAUUCGCCGUGCCCGUCGUGGCGCAUGGAGCUCGGGUGAUCUACGCGUGCUCUACGUCUUUUUUACGCAUCUGUUUGUUUCCCUGCUGACUCUGAACAACGAGCACCGGGGCACCUGUGCCGGCACGAUGGUGCCAAUUGCCCUGGUCAUGAUUGCUUCCGGCAUUUUUGCGUGGUUCGCCGCAGGCGUACGCUUUAAGCGCUCAGAAUAAUUGUGUCAUGUCAAUCAGCCUGGCGAUACGGUGCCUCUUUCCGCCCAAUCUCGUGGGCCUUGGUUUGACUCUGUUUUCGUCUAAUACAAUAGUGCAUGUCGUUCUUGUUUUUGUUGUGAUCGACCUCCCACUGCUGCGCGCUCGACCCUGUUUCCAGAUGCUACAGGAAGUCUUUAAUGGGCAUCACCGGCUGUGCUACUUUUGACUCGUGUGUGUGUGUGUGUGUGUGUGUGUGGCUUGGGAAAUGCAUCAUGAGCUUGGUCCCCGCCCGUCGUUGAGAAUCGUGGAUCGAGCAGAUUGUGGAUUUGUGCCCUCAUGCCGCUUUGCCGCUGUGCGGUCAAACUGCUGGCAUUGAUUUGCACAUCCUCGGUGGAGGCACUGCAAUUUCAUUGCUGCACGACCCCUUUCUUCCUUCGCCUGUGACCAUGCCUCUUGCCAAGUGCGUUUAACGUCAACCGAUCGGUCGGCAGGCAAUCAUAUUUAGUGUGGCGGCGUCAAUUAAACCACAAUCGGAACGGUCCUCUGAGCUCUGCCGGGUCGGCCAUGAGCCAAUAAACACAAACCAGGCGUCAGCACACAUCUGUUGGCUUACAGCCACGCUCCGACCUGAAAGUAGGGAUCCAUUUAUGGUUGGAGAAGCUCUUCUAGCCAAUGACCGUGCACGCUCGCUGCAAUGAAGGAGAAAGUGGGCGGGGAAUUGGCCGCGGCAUGACCUAGGGGUAGUGAUCUUUGUAUUGGGGGUCACUGUAGUGACAGUACUCAAAGUGACCAAAUUCAUAGCCGAAGAAUUCCGUGUUCUUGAGCCGCUGCUCUGCAAGCUCGAUCAUGUGCGGGCUUGGACAACAAUUGGGAGCCGAGCGGGCUGGCUGUGCAUACGAGGGCGCAUAGCGCAACCAACGGCGCUCGGUAACCAAACCUAAACGCUCCUUGUGGUGAUGGAGGACCCAGCUGACGUAACUAUUGUACUCGGAGAAUCCAAGUUGAAUGGCGUUGCGGGGCACUGUGUCGAGGACGCGAUAGACCCAGGCAAGCGGGUCCACGUCUGGUGUCAGGCCCAUUUGCUUCAGCAUGCGAAAGAGGAAGGGCUUGAAAACUGGUAGAUGGUGCACAACAUAAGUCUCCCAACGCGGGCCGUACAACAUGGGCUGCCCCGUUAGCUGGAAAAAGGAGGUCGCAUAACCGUGUACAAAGGCACCUCCCGUGUGUUGGCGAAUCUGGCCGUGGCGGUUGAAAUAGCGAUACUGUUCGGUCAUAAUCAUAUCGCUGUCCCAGAUCAGAAAGUGCUCACUCAAGUCAGGCACGCGUGUCCAGAACAGCAACUUGGCAAACUGUUGCAAAUACCAACCACCGAGGUUUUUGCCCUUGAAGCUGGGCAGAUCCGCACCGCGCUGUUUGAAGUACUCAUUCAGGACAGGAACGGACAUGCCAGGCACGAUGGUGUCUUCAGGGAUGCAGUGCACGCGUGUUUCAUAACUCUCAAAGAGUUUGCAGUGCUUGCCUGGGGUCACGAUGAAGAGGCGACGCGGCCCAAAAUUGUGGAUGGCCCGCUCAACCGCAGCCCGAUUGAUGCAGGUGGGCUUGACGGCCACCAUCAUCAUGUCGAGCUCGUAGGGUGGGAGCAAAACCGUGGGGAGAUGGGUAGGCCGGCCAUGAGGUUGUGCACUCGCCCGCUGCCGUUGCUGACGUGUGU